Molecule: messenger RNA, 2000 nt
Organism: Oryzias melastigma (Indian medaka)
Lineage: Eukaryota; Metazoa; Chordata; Actinopteri; Beloniformes; Adrianichthyidae
Exons: 2
Coding region: 140-997 (285 amino acids)
Source: RefSeq, a predicted model, not a curated record
AAGCAGAUGUGGUACCUGAGUUCAACAAGAUGGCGUGUUGAACGGCAGCAAGAGACAGAGGGUGGUCAAACUUUGUCCCAAACUUCAUUUUAAAACCGUUUUUAAAGAUCACUCUAAGUUUAAAAUUAACCGUCAAAACAUGCCGAAACCGAAUAUUCCCAAGAAACCCUCUGAAAGUGGUUGGAAAGUGGUAAGCGAACAAGUAUCACACGAGGAUGAAGAGAUGCUAACCUCGGCUAGCGACCAUGACAAUGUUAAAGAAGCUAACAUGGCUAAGCGGAAAGAUAUCGGGUCUGCUCCAACAACCCCAAAUAAAGCGCCUGCCGGUAAGAAAUCAAAAAAUAAGGAGGAAAACGAGGAGGACGUCUCUAAUCUGACAAUUUUAAUAGCAAUUCAGAACAUGGCGAAAGAUGUGGAAGAACUCAAGGAAAAAGCUGCACAGAGUAGCUCCAUGCUAGCUGCACUGAGCAAAGCAGUCCAGUUUAAUGCCGAAGAAGUCAAAGAAUGUAAAGGCAAAGUAAACGAACUUGAAAUGCAAUUCCACCUCCUUAAAAAAGAAAACAUUGAACUGAAAGAAAGGCUGAAGGAGCAAGACAGGUACAAGAUGCGAUGGUGCUUAAAGUUUAAAGGUUUGCCGGAGAAGAAGGAUGAAAACAUCAGAGAGGACACCAUCCAGCUCUUCAGGCGGAUCAUUCCAGACAUAGACCUGCGCAGGCUCGAGGACGCGGUAGACGUGGUGCACAGAGUGGGGAAGAAAGAAGAUAACCGGAGCAGAGCCGUGAUAGUCCUGUUCGCUCGACGGUUGGUCAAGGAGGAGAUCUGGCGCAGAAGCAAGGACUCUCCCGUGUGCAAAGAGAGGCAUUCGCUUCUCCGAGAUGAUGCCGCUGGAGGACAGGGAGGCGAGGAAGAAGCUUUGGUGGAGCAGGCGAGACGGGAGGGAAAGCGCGCAUACUACCGAGGCCCCCAUGCGUUCAUCGAGGGUAAAAAGAUCGGUUAAAGACUAAUAACUUUGAAAUGUUAAAUGAGUGAAAAGUUUCAUAGGGACACUCACUUGUUACAGAAAGGAGAAAAAAAGAGAGUUUUUUUUUUUUUUCCCAUUAGUGUUCAUUCUAUACUUGUACUUUUAUGUUCAAUUGUUCUUUUUCACUUUCUUCGUUAAAUGUGAGGGGUCUUCGAGAUCUGGUUAAAAGAAAAGCCUUAUUUUUGUUUCUUAAAGAGCAAAAAACACAGUUUUUGUUGUUACAAGAAACACAUUCAUGUGAUGGAGAUGAAAAGUUUUGGACUAACAUGUGGGGAGAUAAAAUAUUAUUCAGUCACGGAACCAACAGGUCAGCUGGUGUUGCCAUUUGUUUUCAUCACUCAUAGGCAAGAUAUUGAAGGUCACUGGCUCGUAGCAGCCCUGAAAAUUGAUGAUCUUUUUUUCAUAUUAGUUAAUGUUUAUGGUCAUAAACUGGAUUCACAAAAUAGAGAAAUGCUACAAAGCAUAGUUAGGGAGGUUGAAGACUUAAAAACGCUCCACCCAACAAAUUUAAUUUUAAUGGGAGGGGAUUGGAACAUAACGCCGGAUGAAUGGGAAGAUAGAUGGCCAUCAAAAUAUGUAAAUCACCACUAUAACUCUGUCAUGGAAGCAUUUAUUAGAGAUAAUGAUCUCAUUGAUGUCUGGAGAGCUCAAAACCCAGGAAAGAAAGAAUUCACAUGGUACGAGCCCAACUGUGGAGCUAAAUCUAGAAUAGACUACUGGCUUAUCUCUGAAGCUCUAGAAAGAUCUACUUGUAAAACCUCAAUUUCUAAAGCUCCACUGACUGAUCACAAUAUUAUUGAAAUGGCACUUGGUUCAAAUAGUAAAAAAACAAGAAAUAAAAGUUACUGGAAAUUCAAUGCUAAUUUGCUCAAUAACCAAAACUAUUGUUCUUCAAUUAAAAAAAUUAUUUCAGAUAUUGAAAAAGAUGAAAACAUUGAGAGCUUUUGCAAUAAGUGGGAAUAUAUUCAAUUUAAAAUUA